Molecule: messenger RNA, 759 nt
Organism: Morchella importuna
Lineage: Eukaryota; Fungi; Ascomycota; Pezizomycetes; Pezizales; Morchellaceae
Exons: 2
Coding region: 1-759 (252 amino acids)
Source: RefSeq, a predicted model, not a curated record
AUGUCCUCGGAAAAUACCAAAAGCCAGUAUACCCAACCAACAGAAAAAACCGAUCCUAUACCGGACUCGACUCCCGACGUAGUAGACCCCCCAGCUGGUGGCGCCUUCUCGAAUAUCUCAGCCUCAGCAUCGGAUCUUCUUUCUUCCAUCACUGGCCCUUCUUCUGCCUCUUUAAUUACUGACUCGCUUGCUUCCUCAUCAUACCUGGCUUCUACAAAGUCAAAUAAUCAAGAACGUCGACCCCACAGUACCUAUACAGACCCCUCUACCUCAGCUGGAGGCCUCUCUACCGAUCAUCAUCCUCCUUCACUAGCUUUUACUCCUAUAUCCACUGCUACUACAAGUGGAACCGGCGGAUUUCGAAGCCAGCAGCCGCACCAACCUUAUUCUGUAGAGGACUCCGGCAUAAAUGGCUUUACGCAUACUACAGAGCUAGAAUCGGAUGGCCAUGACGUUGUUUCUCUCCUCUCACAACCCCUCACCUCAGAAAUAUACUCCCCAGACCUAGAUCUUCAGGGAAUGAAGUUAACAAAUCCAACAAUCCGCCUAUUCGUAGCCUGUGAUGAUCCUGUCGAGUUUCUCUCCACUCUGGACGUGUAUACGGAAGAGGUUUGGGGGAAUGCUGUAGAAGUGGUACGGCAAGCUAGGGAAGAAAUUAUGGCCGAUAAAAAGGGGAAGCAAAAGCAAGGUAUCCAUGGGAGAGCUGCGACUGAGAGAUUAAGAAUGAUUUGGGGCCAUCUAAAGGGCACACCUGUGUAA